Molecule: messenger RNA, 841 nt
Organism: Xenopus laevis (African clawed frog)
Lineage: Eukaryota; Metazoa; Chordata; Amphibia; Anura; Pipidae
Exons: 3
Coding region: 59-841 (260 amino acids)
Source: RefSeq, a predicted model, not a curated record
UUGCUGCGUCUCUCUGCGACUCUGGAGUGGAGGAUCGCCGAUCUUUUUCAGAUCGCAGAUGCUACGCGUUAGACGCAUAGUUAUGGAGGAGGAACGGCUCUCUUCACGCUUGACAGAGAUGUCCACAAAAUUCAAACAAAGAGGGUAUCCACGGCAGAUGCUUGCACAGGAGGCGAUGCGUGUGCAAGGACUUGAUCGUGAGUCCACCAUACAGGACAAAUCACCAGAUAGGACAAAAAGUUCCCGUAUACCAUUUGUACAUGCUUAUCAUCCCUGUACUAGAAAAAUUCACCAUGUAAUUUACAAACAUUGGCCCUUACUACGUACAGCAUACCCGGAUAUCCCAGAAUUCCAGGAACCUCCACUGUUGUCCUAUAAACGGCCACGAAACCUCAGGGAUAGGCUAGUGCAAGCCGAUCUGGGCACCCAACGGGUUAAUACACAAAGGGUCUUAGCACCACUGACAAAUGGUAUGUUUCCAUGUGGCAGGUGUAAUCAAUGUUCAAGUGUCAUACGCACUAAUGUAUUUACCCACCCACAUACAGGAAAGAAGUUCGAAUUGCGAGGUCAUUUUACAUGUGAUACCGAAUAUGUGGUCUAUAUGCUUAAGUGCCCCUGCGGGCUUGCAUAUGUUGGGGAGACUGUUCAACCCAUACGAGACCGUAUCAGUCAACAUAAAUCCACGAUCAGAAAGGAGGUACUAAAACUACCAGUACCAGCCCAUUUUCACUCAGCACGACAUUCCAUGGCUACCCUCAGAUUUCUUGUUUUGGAGUCUAUUGCCCCCCCUCGUGGUAAUCUUGGAGGUAUGGGUGCCCUGUACCCCAGUAGCCAGACUUAA